Molecule: messenger RNA, 2640 nt
Organism: Aureobasidium namibiae CBS 147.97
Lineage: Eukaryota; Fungi; Ascomycota; Dothideomycetes; Dothideales; Saccotheciaceae
Product: vacuolar protein sorting-associated protein 35
Exons: 4
Coding region: 1-2640 (879 amino acids)
Biological process (GO): retrograde transport, endosome to Golgi; intracellular protein transport
Cellular component (GO): retromer, cargo-selective complex; retromer complex; late endosome
Source: RefSeq, a predicted model, not a curated record
AUGGCAUCUCCGCCGCUGGUCGAGGACCAGGCACGACUCCUGGAAGAUGCCUUGACCGUCGUGCGCCAGCAGACGCUCCUGAUGCGCCGCUGCCUGGACACGCCGGGCAAGCUCAUGGAUGCCCUCAAGUGCAGCUCCACUCUCGUCUCCGAGCUGCGCACCUCUAGCCUCGGCCCCAAACAGUACUACGAGCUGUACAUGUCCGUCUUCGAUGCCUUGCGCCAUCUGGCCGUCUACCUACGCGAAUCUCACCCUACCAACCACCUUGCCGACCUCUACGAGCUUGUCCAGUAUGCCGGCAACAUUGUCCCCCGGCUGUACCUCAUGAUCACCGUCGGAACCGUCUACAUGGGCAUUGAGGAUGCCCCCGUAAAGGAGAUUAUGAAGGACAUGAUGGAGAUGAGCAGAGGUGUCCAACACCCUAUUCGUGGUCUCUUCCUCCGCUACUACCUCAGCGGUCAAGCUAGAGACUACCUGCCAACUGGUCAAGGUCAAGGCCCCGAGGGCAACCUUCAAGAUUCUGUCAACUUUGUCCUGACCAACUUUGUCGAAAUGAACAAGCUCUGGGUCAGACUCCAGCAUCAAGGCCACUCGAGAGAGCGCGAGCAACGUACAAAGGAACGUCAGGAGUUGCAACUGCUUGUUGGUAGCAACCUCGUCCGUCUCAGUCAACUGGUUGAUCUUGAGGCCUACAAAUCCUCCAUCCUCCAGCCCUUGCUCGAGCAGGUCGUCCAGUGCCGCGAUGUGCUUGCUCAAGAAUAUCUGCUCGAAGUCAUCACCCAGGUCUUCCCUGACGAAUUCCAUUUACAUACCCUUGAUCAGUUCCUGUCAGCCACUGCACGUCUCAAUCCUCACGUCAACGUCAAAGCUAUUGUCAUUGGCCUCAUGGAUCGCUUGUCUGCCUACGCCGCUCGCGAAUCCGAGUCUGAUGCCCCCGAAGAUCGCGAGAAGGCCGAAUCCGAAGCGACUACAAGACUACUCGAGAAGAUGAAGAUCGCCUCGGAGUCUGCUUCAGCUCCCGCCGACGAAGAAGCAACUCACCAGAACGGUGACUCAAAACCUGAAGACGAUGCUCCUGCCGAGGCCACUGCUGACACCACGACCGAGGAUGCGACAAAGACGGAUUCAGUCGAGACCAAUGGCGAUGCAAAGAAGCAAAGAGGCAUACCCGACAAUGUGCGCCUCUUCGAAGUGUUCCACGAGCAAGUCAUUCACCUCGUCAGUAUGCAGAGAUUGCCAAUCCAGGAUAUCACGGCGCUCCUUGUCUCAUUGAUUAACCUCGCUCUGAACAUCUACCCUGAUCGACUAGAAUACGUCGAUCAGGUCUUCCAAUACGCAAACAAGGAGGUCUCGAGAUUUGCGAACUCGGCUGACCUGCACUCGCAAGCUUCUCAGGCCAACCUUUUGAAUCUGCUUCUUGCGCCAGUCAAGACCUAUCUUUCCCUCUUCACAGCUCUUGCAAUUCCAAGUUUUAUCCCUCUUCUCCAUGCCCAGCCAUAUCCGACUCGUCGAUCGGUGGCUGGAGAAGUUGCGCGAAGCUUGUUACGCAACGAGACCAGGAUAUCGACUUCCGAAAACCUACAAGGAGUGCUGGAGAUUCUCAAGGUUCUGAUCAAGGAGGGAAUGCAACAGCCUUCUGGCUACCCUGGUGGACCUGUACGAAGAGCAGCCGCAGAGACCGAUGAGACUGUCGAGGAACAAGGAUGGCUUGCACGAAUUGUGCAUCUUAUCCGUGGCGAGGAUUGCAACACUCAGUUCAAGUUGCUCCAAUUGGCCCGUGAUGCAUACGCUCAAGGUAAUGAGCGCAUCAAGUACACUACGCCUGCAUUGAUCACAGCCUCGCUCAAGCUCGCUCGCCGGUACAAGGCUCGCGAACACCUCCAAGAUGAUUGGUCAAGCCAAUCUUCUGCACUCUAUAAAUUCUGCCACACACUGAUAUCCACGCUGUAUACUAGAGUUUCUACGCCUGGCGUCCCCGAUCUUGCAUUGAGGCUCUUCAUUUCCUGCGGAUCUGUCGCCGAUCAAUGUGGAUUUGAGGAGGUUGCCUACGAAUUCUUUGCGCAAGCAUUCACUGUGUAUGAAGAGAGCAUCAGCGACUCGAGGGCGCAGUUCCAGGCCAUUUGCGUCAUCGCACAAAGUCUUAGUGGCGCGCGCAACUUCAGCCGCGAAAACUACGAUACUCUCAUCACAAAGUGCGCGCUUCACGGCAGCAAACUGCUCAAGAAACCCGACCAGUGUCGAGCUGUAUACCUUGCCAGUCAUCUGUGGUGGUCAGUGGAGAAGAAUGCGGAAGAGAAUGAAGAGAACAAGGAGAGCAAAGAAGGCAAAGAGCUCUACCGCGAUGGCAAGAGGGUACUCGAAUGCCUGCAGCGCGCGCUCCGUGUGGCCGACGCUUGCAUGGACACAGCAGUGUCGGUUGAGCUAUUCGUCGAGAUCCUCAACCGCUAUGUCUACUACUUUGACCAGGAAAAUGAUGCUGUGACGACCAAGUAUCUCAAUGGGUUGAUCGAACUGAUCCACUCGAACCUCAAUACGAAUGAAAACAGCUCGAGUUUAGACAACCCGAGAAGACAUUUCCAGCGGACAUUGGACUACAUUGCAGGUAGAGAGUACGCCGGAGUAGAAACGCGACCUAAAUGA